This is a messenger RNA of Drosophila kikkawai, 1160 nucleotides long. RefSeq names its product aaRS-interacting multifunctional protein 2 (gene AIMP2). Gene Ontology annotation, cellular component: aminoacyl-tRNA synthetase multienzyme complex. The record is from RefSeq and is a predicted model, not a curated record. NCBI's taxonomy places the organism in Eukaryota, Metazoa, Arthropoda, Insecta, Diptera, Drosophilidae.
UAUCGAUAAAAUUUCUAGUAAUCGACAGGUUGCAAUCGCAAGCACAUUUUGCUUUUGCUAAAAUAAAUCCAUAAACUUUGUGACUUCUUGGAUAAGCCUUCGCUGGGGAAAUGUACGAACUGAAGACCCUGCUGCCCCAAUUCGACAUUAAGCUGCCCACCUGCAUGUACGCCCUGAAGAACGUGAGCCUGGCGGCGGAUGCCCUGGCAACACCUGCGUCCACAUCAUCGUCAUCAACAUGCAGAUGGGAGGAGAGCAGCAGCAGCAGAAGCCACAAAACAAACGGGAGCGGGAAGGCAGCAGCCACAUGCGCACUCGAUUUGGACACUUUAGGCCGACAAAUACAACAACUGCUAAAGAAUGACACGGCAACGGUGGCCGCCCGCCAGGAGAAGGUGCUGCAGCAGCUGGAGGAGCUCAAGGCCCAGCUGGGACAGAUCAGGGCCGGUCUGGGAGUGUGUGGCAAGACCUACCAGCAUACGACGGCCUUCCAAAAUGGUGGAUUAAAAGAGAUUCCACUGCAGGACGUUGUGAUCAAUGGACAUCCCAAUUUCAUACCUUAUGCCCUGUUGGCCUUGAAGAAUGCCUGGCGGGAUCUGUACACAAUUGAUGUCAAGACCUUCACGCACUCCACGAUGGCCGAUAUUGGCCCAGCAGCCCGGGAGUUUGAGGCCAAUUUGGCUAAGGUCCCCGUCAAUCCGGCUCUGCCCAAGAUAAAUGUGACGCUUAUCUGGAAGAACUGCGAACACACUGAAAUGAUCAGCUCACCAACCAUGUACGUUCCCAUUUACGGCGAAGUGAACAUCAUCCGCUAUUUGGGUCGCGUUGGUCCUGCCGAAUAUCGCUACGAGGGCUCUGCCUUGUGCAAUGAGAUCGAUCUCGUUUUGGACAUAUGCUAUCAGCUUUUGCGCUGCAACACGCACAAAACGCAAGUGGCAAUGGUGCGGCUGCUGGACAAGCGACUGCAACAGCAGCAGUAUUUCGGCGGCAGUCAAAUGUCAGUGGCCGAUAUUGGAGUCUAUAGCUCGCUGAUACGAAUGCCGGCCAUCACGGACAAGGAUUUGACGCCAGCGCUGCUGGCCUGGCGCAAGCGAGCAAAGCUCGUGGCACAAAUUUAAGUUGAAAAGAAUCGAACAAAAUAAAUUAAAGAAGUGCUUGAA